This is a messenger RNA of Tauraco erythrolophus (red-crested turaco), 1488 nucleotides long. NCBI's taxonomy places the organism in Eukaryota, Metazoa, Chordata, Aves, Musophagiformes, Musophagidae. The record is from RefSeq and is a predicted model, not a curated record.
AUGACAAGGGCUCCCCAAGGAGAGAAGAACAGCCGGAAGGGUUUUGAUGAAAAGGCUUACUUGUCCUCAAAGCUGCUGAAGGCCGGAGAAGACCCCUACCGCCAGCAUGCUUUUAAUCAGCUGGAGAGCGACAAACUCAGCAGUGAUCGGCCCAUUCGGGACACCAGGCACUACAGGUGUACUUCUGUACGCUAUGACACAGACUUGCCAGCUACCAGCCUCAUCAUCACCUUCCACAACGAGGCGCGCUCCACCCUGCUCCGCACGGUAAAGAGCGUCCUGAACCGGACCCCUCCUAGCCUCAUCCAGGAGAUCAUUUUGGUAGAUGACUUCAGCUCAGAUCCUGAGGACUGCCAGCUCCUUACCAAGAUCCCAAAGGUGAAGUGUCUACGAAACACUCGGCGAGAAGGGCUGAUUCGCUCUCGGGUUCGAGGAGCUGAAGUGGCUACUGCUGAUAUCCUCAUAGUAACGGGGGGGGGGCUGCAGCCAAUGCUUCAGAGGGUAAAAGAGGAUUAUACCCGAGUGGUGAGUCCAAUCAUAGAUGUUAUCAGCCUGGAUAAUUUUGCCUACCUGGCAGCAUCAGCAGAUCUGAGAGGAGGGUUUGACUGGAGCCUUCACUUUAAGUGGGAGCAGAUUCCUAUAGAGCAGAAGAUGUCCAGAACCGACCCAACUCAGUCUAUAAGAACCCCUGUCAUAGCAGGAGGCAUCUUUGUGAUCGACAAGUCCUGGUUUAACCACCUGGGAAAAUAUGAUACUCAAAUGGACAUCUGGGGAGGAGAAAAUUUUGAGCUCUCUUUCCGAGUGUGGAUGUGCGGUGGCAGCUUGGAGAUUGUUCCCUGCAGUCGAGUGGGACACGUGUUCAGGAAGCGCCAUCCCUACGACUUCCCUGAGGGCAAUGCGCUGACUUACAUCAAGAACACCAAGCGCACAGCAGAGGUAUGGAUGGAUGAAUACAAGCAGUACUACUAUGAGGCCCGGCCAUCUGCCAUUGGGAAGUCAUUUGGAAGUGUUGCAGACCGAGUGGAGCAGCGACGCAAACUGAACUGUAAAUCUUUCCAGUGGUAUCUGGAGAAUGUCUACCCUGAGCUCAAGGUUCCUGAAAAGGAGCUGAUUCCAGGAAUAAUUAAACAAGGAGGAAACUGCCUGGAGUCUCGGGCACAGGAUACCACCGGGAAUACGUUGGCUGGCAUGGGAAUCUGUAAGGGAACAGUGAACAAUCCACCUGUCACUCAGGAGUGGGUAUUCAGUGAUCCUCUAAUUAGACAGCAGGACAAGUGUCUUUCCAUUGCCUCCUUCUCUACUGGCUCUCAAAUCACACUGGAAGCCUGCAAUCAAAAAGACGGCAGACAGAAAUGGAAGAUGAAAGGCAGUUUCAUUCAACACUUUGUCAGCGGUCUCUGCCUGGAGAACCAGACUGGGAGAGUAGUGACCAACCCUUGCCAAGCAGAUGUACCUGGCCAACAGUGGGAGCUGCUACAAGCAACAUGA